Sabethes cyaneus is the source of this 1365-nucleotide messenger RNA. RefSeq names its product ubiquitin-like domain-containing CTD phosphatase 1 (gene Ublcp1). Gene Ontology annotation, cellular component: nucleus. The coding region runs from base 296 to 1285 and encodes 329 amino acids. The record is from RefSeq and is a predicted model, not a curated record. The transcript is spliced from 2 exons. Gene Ontology annotation, molecular function: protein serine/threonine phosphatase activity; protein binding. Lineage: Eukaryota; Metazoa; Arthropoda; Insecta; Diptera; Culicidae. Gene Ontology annotation, biological process: protein dephosphorylation.
UAUACUUUGCAGUUUUGGUUGUUCGCUAAAAAGUUCUCAUUUAGAUAAAAUCGGUCAAAAUAUUAUAGACUCUUGUACUCACCAAAGCCGGUGCAGCGUCAAGCACAAACAAAAAUCAGAAAAAUAACGGCAUAUCGAGAGACACAAAAUAAAUUUGACGUUUCAGAAAUUGACCAACUUGACAUAACCGCAAAACGAUAAACAAGUCAGUGUGAAAUUGAUAUUCGGCAAUUGGCACGGUUUAUUUGAUUUUCGUAAGGACAGAGCAGUUGCGGCAGGACAAGUCGCAGGAAAUAUGGAGCCACAAGCAUCCAAAGAUAUAAAAAUCAUAGUGAAGUGGAGUGGAAAAGAGUAUCCAAUCGAAGAUCUCACUGAUCAUGACACGGUGGCCAUCCUGAGACAUGAAAUUUGCAAAAAGACACAGGUGAAACCGCAGCGGCAAAAGCUGCUUAAUCUCAAAUACAAAGGAAAAUUUGCCAGUGACGAGGUCCGCCUGGGACUGCUGGAGUUAAAACCGAAUUUUAAAUUGAUGAUGGUUGGCUCAUUGGAAGCGGAUAUCGAGGAGGCAUCUUCCAAGCCGGAAAAUAUCGGAAAUGUAGUAAAUGAUCUCGACAACGAGGAUGACGAUAAGGUUCCACUGGAAAAUAAGGAAAUCUAUCUCGCUAAGAUUAACAAACGCGUACGCGAGUACAAGAUCAACGAACUGAAUCCUCCUCGUGAAGGCAAACGUUUGCUGGUGCUAGACAUCGAUUACACUCUAUUUGAUCAUCGAUCGGCGGCAGAAAACGGAGCGGAACUAAUGCGACCGUACUUGCACGAGUUUCUUACUUCCGCGUAUGAAGACUACGAUAUUGCUAUCUGGUCGGCCACGUCCAUGAAGUGGAUUGUGGAAAAGAUGAAGCUACUGGGAGUCACGGCACAUGCAGACUACAAGCUGGUUUUCAUGCUGGACUCGGAAGCGAUGAUCACUGUUCACUGUCCGUUACGUGGUGUUAUCGAGGUUAAACCCCUGGGCGUCAUUUGGGGCAAAUACAGUCAGUAUUCAUCGAAAAAUACAAUCAUGUUUGAUGAUCUCCGGCGAAACUUCCUGAUGAACCCGAAGUCCGGCCUUCGGAUUAAGCCGUUCGCCGAGGCUCAUCUCAACCGUCAUAAGGACAAAGAAUUGCUGAAACUUUCGAAAUACCUUAAAGAUAUUGCCAAGCAUUGUGAUGAUUUUAACGAGUUGAACCACAAAAAGUGGGAAAGCUAUAAGCCGAAGAAACGCAGGGACGCUGCCGAUGAAUGAAUGGUCCUGCAAAGUUGGAUUGCCUUAUUCCGAGAAUGCUUUAAGAGAACCUAAAUUUUUUGUUAUUAUUAGAUGGCAAC